Messenger RNA from Aegilops tauschii subsp. strangulata, 545 nucleotides. RefSeq lists its product as uncharacterized. Lineage: Eukaryota; Viridiplantae; Streptophyta; Magnoliopsida; Poales; Poaceae. The record is from RefSeq and is a predicted model, not a curated record.
UAUAUACUCCAGAAUCCACUCCCCCACUCCACUCGCCCUCUCUCCCCCGAGUCUUCCCGAGUACUUCUGUGUGUUCAUAGCCGUGAGAUCAGAUCAGAUCGACCAAAGAAGAAGAAGAAGAAGAAGAAGCGAGGGAGAGCAGGCGGCGGAGGAUGGCGGACUGGGCGCCGGUGGUGGUGGGGGUGGUGCUCUUCGUGCUGCUGUCGCCGGGGCUGCUGUUCGAGAUGCCGGGGUCGCACCGCCACGUCGACUUCGGCGGCCUCCACACCAACGGCAAGGCCAUCUUCGUCCACACCCUGCUCUUCUUCGCCGCCUUCACCAUCCUCACCCUCGCCCUCCACAUCCACAUCUACGCCGGCUAGAUAGAUCGAUACACCAUGUACUACCAGUAGCCUAGCUCCUGCCUGUCUGCGUACUCUUCUCUUGCUCGGUCGAUCGAUCCCCUCCAUGUAAUCCGCUUGUAAUCCGUGCUUGCCGGAUCUCUCUGUACUGCCAUCGGUUGAAGAAGAAGCGUGUUGAGGUGCUGCGCUAUGCCUGUUCAUUUA